AUGAGGACCCGUGAAAAGAAGCGACAAGAAGAAACAGAGACUGCAAAAAAGGUCGAGGAACUCAGAGCAGAGAACGAAAAGCUCGAAAGACAGGUAUCUCUACAAAAAGAGCUAUCUUUCCUAAAAGAAAUGUUUGUCGCCUACACGAGUGGAGGUAAAAAGACUGCUAGCGAUGUACCGUCUUCGUCAUCAAGUUCAACUUGA
Messenger RNA from Cooperia oncophora, 204 nucleotides. NCBI's taxonomy places the organism in Eukaryota, Metazoa, Nematoda, Chromadorea, Rhabditida, Trichostrongylidae. The record is from the annotation of a GenBank genome assembly.